Drosophila busckii is the source of this 2635-nucleotide messenger RNA. RefSeq names its product heat shock factor protein (gene Hsf). Lineage: Eukaryota; Metazoa; Arthropoda; Insecta; Diptera; Drosophilidae. The transcript has 7 exons. Gene Ontology annotation, molecular function: DNA-binding transcription factor activity; sequence-specific DNA binding. Gene Ontology annotation, biological process: regulation of DNA-templated transcription. Bases 224 to 2452 code for a protein of 742 amino acids. The record is from RefSeq and is a predicted model, not a curated record.
GAUAGCUUUUGCCAUAUUGUGUCAAGCAACGAAGACGGGAAAAUUACGCUGUGAAUAAAUCGUGCAAUAAAACAUAAAAUAAAGUGAGAGAAAAGUGAAAAAACAAACAUUUGUUACUUGCAACGUGCAAAACAAGCCAAACCAAUUAUUUUUGUGAAUUUAUAACGUUUUAAUAGCAAGAAAACAGACCUACAGUGUUGCGUCAAUCUCAACGUUGCCUUAUAUGUCCAAGUCGCGUGCAAGUGCAAAAGCCGUGCAGCUAAAGCACGAGUCAACUGAGGAAGAGGAGGACACGGAGGAGCAGGACCAACUAGAGCAGCGUAGGCGUCGCAACAUGCAUACAGCUGGCAAUGAAACAGUCGGUGGCAGCGGAGUGCCAGCCUUUUUGGCAAAACUCUGGCGUCUCGUUGAUGAUCCGGAUACCAAUAAUUUGAUUUGUUGGAGCAAAGAUGGACGCAGUUUUAUUAUUCAAAACCAGGCACAAUUCGCUCGUGAGCUGUUGCCGCUGAACUACAAACACAACAACAUGGCCAGCUUUAUACGGCAGUUGAAUAUGUAUGGUUUUCAUAAGAUAACAUCGAUUGAAAAUGGUGGCUUACGCUUCGACCGCGACGAAAUUGAAUUUUCUCAUCCUUGCUUCAAACGCAAUUAUCCUUAUCUACUUGAUCAUAUAAAACGCAAGAUAUCAAACACAAAAAGCGUGGAUGACAAGAGCGUGCUAAAGCAGGAGACAGUUUCCAAAGUGCUAAGCGAUGUUAAAGCAAUGCGUGGACGUCAGGACACCUUGGAUUCACGUUUCUCUGUGAUGAAACAAGAGAAUGAGGCAUUGUGGCGUGAGAUAGCCUCGCUACGUCAGAAACACGCCAAGCAGCAACAGAUUGUCAACAAGCUUAUACAGUUCCUCAUAACUAUAGUGCAGCCAUCGCGUAAUAUGUCCGGCGUAAAGCGGCACAUGCAGCUGAUGAUUAAUGAUACGCCGGAGAAUGCGCGUCAGCGUCAGCGCAAUGCCAGCGAGUCGGAAAGUGAGAGCGGCCCAGUUAUACAUGAGCUAAGCGAGGAGCUGCUUGAGGAGGUUAUGCAUCCCAGUACACCCAGUCCCUAUGCCAAGCACUAUGACGCCGAAAGCGCCUCUCCAGUGGCCAUGGAACGUCCACGCUCUAACAUGAGCAUCAGUAGCUCACAAAACUAUGAUUAUUCGAAUCAAAGCGCUGAUGAAUUUAUUGCCACUCAAUUGCUCAAUGCCGCUGAGGGCGCCAACAAUAGCGUACCACGCUCACCGGCUGGCCAACAAGUUCUUUAUACAGUGACCGAGGCGCCGGAAUCUAACGCGCCCGAAGCACAGCAUAUGCAACCCAGUCCUCAAAGUCCCUAUAGCGGCGAUGAGCAGCACAACGUUCUUACCACACCCAUGGUGCGUGAACAGGAGGCACGCAAUCGUCAGCUGCUCAAAGAGAAGAACAAACAGCGUCGUCGCGCUGCUGAGAUAAGUCAACCUCUUCAAUUCGAUGUGGAUGUCUCACCUAAGUCUUUGAGAACAACGCGUGCUCAAUCUAAGCAACAGCAGCUUGGCAAUGCAAAUGCAAUGCCGCAGCCCUUGUUAGUAAAAACAGAAUCGGAGCAUAUACCCGAUCUAUUGGAUCAAACCGAAGUUGCUGGCAAUGCGGAUCUUUAUAAUGUCAACUUUAUAAGCAACGAUAUGCCCACAAAUAUAUUUCAGGAUGAUUCAAUAUUGUCUAGCAGUGGCUUGGAUGAGCAGGCAGCCAAGUUGGAUCAGCAGCAGCAGUUUGGACUUACUACGGUGAACAAUGGAAAAUUUGCUAAUAUGCCUAUGCUGGGCAAUGAAAACAAUUCGCUGUUGGUUGAUGCUAAUUUGGCUUCAACUUCCAAGGCUGCUACAACAGUCAAGGACUGUGAUGAGUCACAACAACAAACACAGCAGACACAACCACAGCAACAACAACAACAGCAGCAGCAGCAACAACAACAACCAAUGGCUGUAACCAAAUAUUGCGGAGAUGAUGCACGGUUGAGUGAACUUUCAGUAGCUGAGCAACGCCAGUGCCGUUGCGAUCCGAAAGCCCAUAAUAACAAUAUGCCUUUAUCUUGUUGUGGUUGCAGUGAUGAAGUCACCGGUCAUUUGGAUAAUAUGCAAGAUGAGCUGGAAUCUCUAAAGGACCUACUGCGCGGAGAAGGCGUCUCUAUUGAUCAAAACAUGUUAUUGGGUCUCUUUAACGAUUCAGAUGUACUGGACAAUUAUGGUUUAUCGUUUCUGAAUGAUAUGGCUGGCGAUAAGAAAGCAAACAGCGGCUCCGAGUUGAUUAGUUAUCAACCCAAUAUGUAUGAUCUGUCGGAUAUAUUGGACACAGAUACGGAUAAUAACAAGGACAGCACCACGGGUCGUCAGCUGCAGACUCAAAGCUCAGUUCUAAAUACACCGCGACAUGACCCGUAAACCUUAAGAUCCUAAGAUCAUCUAUUUGCAUAGUCUUAAUACGUUUAGCAGUGCAGCUCAGACGAACAAAUUGUUGAUUUCACAUAGGGUAGAAAUUUACCCAUUUAUUAACGGUUCUAGUUCUUAGUUUAGAGACUGACGAAAAUAUGUCGCCUAAAUAUUUCAUUUAUCUAUAUAUAUAAA